Cydia amplana is the source of this 1128-nucleotide messenger RNA. RefSeq names its product CUE domain-containing protein 1. Bases 359 to 1090 code for a protein of 243 amino acids. Gene Ontology annotation, molecular function: ubiquitin binding. Lineage: Eukaryota; Metazoa; Arthropoda; Insecta; Lepidoptera; Tortricidae. The record is from RefSeq and is a predicted model, not a curated record. The transcript has 3 exons.
CGAGAUUCGCCCGUGCAUCGUCCAGAGUGCACCGUGGCUCGGCCAGGCGGGGACGCGGCGCCGCGUGCCGUCUCUAUUUAUAUAUUGACGCGCCCCGCACCCUCGCGCACGCGCAAUGCGCACCUGAAAACGUCGAAAGUGAAAAUUGCACAUAAUGGUACCGCACGGUGCACUGCGCCGCUCACGGGACUAGAUAUAACUACACACGAGAAACGCGCGAGGAACCCGGCACCGGCGGCUUGUAGCGGGCCGCUAGGAUGGCCGUUGAGCGCACGCCGACACCCGGCACUGCGGCAGUUCUGCGUCACAUAUCAGCUGUACCGGCGCGCUCGUGACGUCUCGUGUUCGAGCCGGCGCGAUGGCGUCCACGAUGCAGCUGGAGUUCACCCAGGCGAUGACGGAUUUUAAGACGAUGUUCCCGGACAUGGACGACGACGUGAUCGAGGCGGUGCUGCGCGCGAACCAGGGCGCCGUGGAUGCCACCAUCGAUCAGCUGCUGGCGAUGAGCACCGACAACCAGAACGAGAGGUUGCGGCUGGAGAUGGAGAGGGUGGAAGGUGCGAGCCCGCGCAGGCCGCGCCGCACCCCGCGCCCGCAGCGCAACGGCGAAGACAACGACACCACGGCACUCGUAGACAUCGACGACGACUCAAUACCGCUAGCCGUACGAAGGAAAUGGGUACCGCGAAUGCUUGGACCUUUACCGCCCAUGUUUCUGCGCAUACCACCUGGCACUGACGCGCGAAUAGACCUGAGUUUGGACAUGGACGAUGACCGCAUAGCCACGUUUCUGCAGAAUGAGGAGUUCAUGGCUGAACUCAGGUGGAACCAGGAGUUCAUGGCGGCGUUGGAUAGUGAGCAGGGGAAGACCAAGGGUGAUGACGAAGCCGAUUUUAAGGAGCGGCUUAAGAAUAUGGGGAAACUAUCGCGCAAGAAGUUCGCACAACUGUCGCGCAUGUUCUCGCGCAGCGCGGGCGCGUCGCGGCGCUCUGGCGGUGCGCGCGCGCCGCCGCGCGGUCCGCCCGACAGCCUGCUGCUGCAGGAGGAACACAGCGACGACGAAGACCAUCACCGGCCACACAAGGUUUAACUGCACAGUACGACAACUAUUAACGGGUAGACUUUUAG